UCUCACAUAUAUAUCAUAUCGACUUCUUUCUCAUCUUCGCAUCUCUACUGUAACUAACCAACCAUAUGGAGGAAAUGAGGGAUAGAGAUGAAAUCAACACAUUGGUUCUCAAUGUUGACUUAGAGAGACAAAAUAUCAAUGGUAUUAGUGAUGAUGAAACAAAUGAUGAUCCUAACAACAUAGUGAAUUUCAAUGUUGGUGACCUAGAGAGGCAAAAUCUCAGUGAUUAUAGUGAUGAUGAAACCAAAGAAGAUAUGAUCAUAAGUGGCGUUAGAGAAAAACAAAUGACGAAUAAAUUAUCUAGACUUGAUUCUUUUGAGAAAGAUGCUUGCGUAGUAUCUCAAAUGUCCAACACUACUAAGGUUGCAUCAUUAGCUGCUGUAUUAAAGUUAGCAUUCCAAAGCAUUGGAGUUGUUUAUGGAGAUAUUGGAACUUCAGUACUAUAUCUAUUUCCGAGUGUUUUUAGUGAUAGAGUUUCAACUCAUAACAACAUUGUGGGAGCUCUGUCUCUCAUUAUUUACUCCCUCACUCUUUUCCCUCUAAUCAAAUAUGUCUUUGUUGUUCUUCAAGCCAACGACAAUGGUGAUGGUGGAACAUUUGCUUUGUACUCGUUGAUAUCUAGACAUGUGAAAGUGAAUGACAUCCCGAUUCCAAGUAGACAACAUAGAAGUGAAGAAAUGAGACUUUCGGCUAACAAAAACUCGAAGAGAGCUGCAAAGAUUAAAGAUUUCAUUGAAAAUUCAUCUUUUGCAAAAACUAGUCUUCUCAUUCUAGCUCUCCUUGGUACUUGCAUGGUCAUUGGUGAUGGGAUCUUGACUCCUUGUAUUUCGGGUGCUCGUUUUUUCUCUAUAUGGUUUGUAUUAAGGAGGUUGCCAUACUUCAUUCUAUUUACUAGAGAGGGAGACCAAACAUAGUAGACUUUAAUACAAGAGUUAUCUUAUUUUCCUUCAGUUUUAUCAGUUGUGGAUGGAGUAAGGGAAAUUGAUGCAAGGCUAAGUAAAGAUGUGGUGGUGUGGAUGUCAGUAGCAAUUCUGAUAGUUUUUUUCUCCAUUCAACGAUUUGGAACCGAGAAAGUUGGAUAUGCAUUUGCACCAGCUAUCUUAAUUUGGUAUUUAUGUAUUGGGAUCAUUGGUUUGUUCAAUUUGAUCAAACAUGAUAUAAUGGUUCUUAAAGCUUUUAACCCUUUUCAUAUAAUUCAAUACUUCAAUCAAGACCCAAAAGAGGCUUGGAUUUCUCUUGGAGGCAUUAUCCUUUGCAUGACUGGUAAAUAUUUCAACAGUAAAAAUUUCUUAACUGUGUACCUUUAAGAUUUUAAUUUUAUUAGUUACACAAUUCUAAUAAAUUAUGAUCUAAUUGUAUAUAUAUCUUUGUUCAUAGGAACCGAAGCUAUGUUUGUAGGACAUUUCUCUGUACGAUCGAUUCAGAUUUGUACUUCAGUUGACAUAAACGAUAGAAAACAGUCACUUGUAUAUUGAUUAGUUUAAUAUAAUUAUUUUCCUAAUUUAAUUAAUUUUAUUAGUUUGUACUUCAUUUCUCUUGCAUAUUGAUGGUACUAAACUUUGUUGUAAUUGCUCAUACUGCUUCAGAUAGCAUUUAGUGGGUUAGUAUAUCCAUGUUUGCUCUGUGCAUAUAUUGGACAAGCCGCUAUCUAUCCAUGUACCCAAAUAAUGUCUCUGAUGCAUUUUACAAAUCCACACCGGAGACUAUGUACUGGCCUAUGUUUAUAAUAGCUGUACUAGCAUCAAUCAUUGCUAGCCAAGCAAUGAUUUCUGCAACACUAUCGAUAGUGAAACGGACUAUGGCUAUGGGUUGCUUCCCUAGAGUUUGAGUAGUUCAUACUUCGGAAAUACAUGAAGGCCAAAUAUACAUUCCUGAAAUCAAUUUUUUUCUGAUGUUCGCUUGCGUGUUGGUUGUCAUUGGCUUCAAGGAAACUUCUAUGAUCGGGAACGCUUAUGGGAUUGCAGUGGUUGCAGGGGAGUUGGUAACAAGCUCAUUGCUGGUAUUAAUAAUGCUGAUGAUAUGGAAAACAAAUUUUCUUGUUAUCGUGCUCUUUGUUCUUCUUUUUGGCUCAUUCGAACUUGUUUACUUCUCUUCUGUGUUCUACAAAUUCGAUAAAGGUGGAUACUUACCUCUAUCAUUUGCUGGAGUUUUGUUUUUUGUAAUGUAUGUCUGGCAUUACGUACAAACAAAACGCCAGAACUUCGAAAUCAAGAAACAACUAUCUAAUCAGUGUCUAGCAAAUCAUAUAUCUGAUUCAAGCAUCACAAGAGUCCCCGACGUGGGCUUACUUUUUACUGAGUCAACUCAUGAUGGAGUUCCCACAAUAUUUUCUCAUUUGCUCUCAAAUCUUCGAGCUAUACACUCCGUGAAGAGGGUACCAACUAACGAAAUUUUUUGUAUUUAGAAGAGUUGGAACCAAACAGGUAAUGUACAAGUGUGUAGUCAGAUAUGGGUAUAGAGAUACCGGACUUGUAAGUGAAGAAUUUGAGGACUUGCUGAUGGAGUAUCUCAAAUUGUUCAUCCAAACAGAAAAUGGGAACCAUAUGUUUGGCGAGAAGUUAGAAGAUGUCAGCAAAUCACAAAGAGAAGAAGAAGAAAAGGAAAUUGAAUUCCUGGAAGAAUCAAGAAAACGUGGGGUAACUCACAUGUUGGGUCACAGAAAAGCAAAAGCUAGUGAAGGAUCUUGCACGCUGAAGAGAGUUAUCAUAAAUAAUGUUUAUGAUUUCUUAGAAACGAAUUUCCGGCAAGGGUUUGUAGGUCUACAAAUCCCAAACAAGAAGUUGUUACAUGUCGAAAUGAUUUACGAUAUAUGAUGAUUAAAUAGGUUGGUAUGAGCUAUUGCUGUCUUCUUAGGGUCUUAAAUGGGUUAUAGAUUGGAAGCAUUGUCAAACAAGUCAUUGAGUCUUGGCAGAAGGUGAAAGGGACUUUUGAAGCUUUCAGAUCGGAUAGCUGUGUGAUUUGGGCUAUCUGCAAGUGUAGAAACAAAAAGGUGUUCAACAACAAAAACCAAAACACUGCGAGCAUCAUAAGGGGAGUUCAUUCCUGGUUUGAGUACAGCACUCCUCAAUAUCUGCACGAGAAUAAUCAAGAUAAAGCUCCUGUCAGAAUGAAGUGCAUGUUAUAAAUAGAUGCCACCUGCGAUCAACUGGGCUAAAAUUAAUGGGGACGCGGCGUUCCAUAACUUUGAAGCUGGCUGGGCAGUGGUUGCUAGGGACUCAAAUUGCAAAUUUAAGGAAUGACUCAUUUCUCAACCCAGUGGAAGCUGAAUGUGAUUUUGCGGUGAACAACGCUAUUUUGGAUCAUCCGACGAUGUAAUUUUAUCUUUGCAAGUAAUUAGGAAAUAAUAUAAAUCCUGAUAGAGCAUCAUAUCAUUUGUACAGCCUACGCUGCACUAUAAGACACUCCAA
This is a messenger RNA of Papaver somniferum (opium poppy), 3407 nucleotides long. Its product is annotated as potassium transporter 10-like. Lineage: Eukaryota; Viridiplantae; Streptophyta; Magnoliopsida; Ranunculales; Papaveraceae. Gene Ontology annotation, biological process: potassium ion transmembrane transport. The transcript has 6 exons. The record is from RefSeq and is a predicted model, not a curated record. Gene Ontology annotation, molecular function: potassium ion transmembrane transporter activity. Bases 66 to 914 code for a protein of 282 amino acids. Gene Ontology annotation, cellular component: membrane.